CAGCCCGGAGCUGGGCGCGGGCCAUGGCUGUGUCCGGGGUCCUGUCCCGCCUGGCAGCGGUGGCGUCGGUGGCGCCGGUGAUGCUGGUGAUGCUAGAGGCGUAUUGCGCGGCGGGUGCGGGCAUGGGCUCUUGCUACGACGACGCGGGGCGCGCACAGCGCUGUCUGCCUGAGUUCGAAAAUGCAGCUUUCGGCCGACGGGUCGAGGCCUCUCACACGUGCGGACGGCCCCCAGAGAACUUCUGCCCGCACGUGGGGGUGCCAGGCGCGGGACCACAGUGCCAGCGCUGCGACGAUACCGACCCCCAGCUCCGCCACGACGCCUCCUACCUCACAGACUUCCACAGCCCCGAUGACAGCACCUGGUGGCAGAGCCCAUCCAUGGCCUUCGGGGUGCAGUACCCCACCUCGGUUAACCUUACCCUACGCCUAGGGAAGGCCUACGAGAUCACCUACGUGAGACUGAGGUUCCACACCAGUCGGCCCGAGAGCUUUGCCAUCUACAAACGCACGCGCACCAACGGACCCUGGGAGCCCUACCAGUACUACAGUGCCUCCUGCCAGAAAACCUAUGGCCGUCCUGAGGGUCACUCCCUGUGGCCGGGUGAGGAUGAGAGGGUGGCCUUCUGCACCUCUGAGUUCAGCGACAUCUCCCCCUUGAACGGGGGCAACAUUGCCUUCUCUACCCUGGAGGGCCGUCCCAGUGCCUACAACUUUGAGGAGAGCCCUGUGCUGCAGGAGUGGGUCACCAGCACUGAGAUCCUGAUCUCUCUGGACCGGCUCAACACAUUUGGAGACGACAUCUUCAAGGACCCCAGGGUGCUCCAGUCUUACUACUACGCUGUGUCUGACUUCUCUGUGGGCGGCAGGUGCAAAUGCAAUGGUCACGCCAGUGAGUGCGGCCCCGACGAGGCUGGUCAGCUGGUGUGCCACUGCCGGCACAACACCACGGGUGUGGACUGCGAGCGUUGUCUGCCCUUCUACCAGGACCGUCCGUGGGCCCGUGGCACCGCAGAAGACGCCAAUGAGUGUCUACCCUGCAACUGCAGUGGGCACUCCGAGGAGUGCACGUUUGACAGGGAGCUCUUCCGGAGCACUGGCCACGGUGGGCACUGCCAUUACUGCCGUGACCACACAUCUGGGCCACACUGUGAGCACUGUGAGAGGAACUAUUACAGAUGGGGCCCCAGGACACCAUGCCAACCCUGUGACUGCCACCCAGCAGGCUCCCUGAGUCUCCAGUGUGACGACUCGGGCACCUGCCCCUGCAAGCCCACAGUGACAGGUUGGAAGUGUGACCGUUGCCGGCCCGGGUUCUACUCCCUCAGCGAGGGCGGCUGCAGACCCUGUACCUGCAAUGUUGCUGGAAGCUUGGGAACCUGUGACCCCCACAGUGGGAGCUGCCCCUGCAAAGAGAAUGUCGAAGGCAGCCUGUGUGACAGAUGCCGCCCUGGAACGUUUAGCCUGCAGCCCCACAACCCGGCAGGCUGCAGCAGCUGCUUCUGCUAUGGCCACUCCAGGGUGUGUGCCCCCGCUGCCGGUUUCCAGGCACACCACAUCCUCUCAGACUUCCGCCAUGGAGCUGACGGUUGGCAGGCCAGAAGUACGGGCUCAUCAGAGCGUCCUCUGCAAUGGAACCGGAAUGGGAUCCUCCUGCAAGGAGAGGAGGGACUCUCAGCACCAGAGAAGUUCCUGGGAGACCAGAGACUCAGCUAUGGACAGCCAGUCAUACUGACCCUCCAAGUACCGCCUGGGGGCUCCCCACCCGCUGUGCAUCUGAGACUGGAGGGGGCAGGCUUGGCUUUGGCUCUGAGGCCCUCCAGUCCACCCAGGCUUCAGGACUCCAGGCAGCCAGGACAGGUUCAGCUCCGGUUCCUCCUGCAGGAGACCUCUGAGGAGGCAGACAUCCCUCUGCCUGCCUUCCACUUCCAGCGGCUGCUUGCCAAUCUGACUGCCCUGAGCAUCUGGACCAGGGGCCAAGACCUGGGCCAUUCUGGAGCAGUGGCCCUCUGUGAAGUCCAGCUCACCUCGGCCCGGGCCCAGCGAGGGCUUGCUCCAGCAGCCUCUUGGGUGGAGUCUUGCUUGUGUCCCCAGGGAUACACAGGCCAGUUCUGUGAAUUCUGUGCCCUGGGAUACAAAAGAGAGAUACCUCGUGGGGGUCCCUACACCAGCUGCAUCCCCUGCACCUGCAACCAGCAUGGCACCUGUGAUCCCAGCACAGGGAUCUGCCUGUGUGGCCACCAUACCGAGGGUCCUUCCUGUGAGCGCUGCAUGCCAGGUUUCUACGGCAACGCCUUCUCGGGCCAUGCUGAUGACUGCCAGCCCUGUCCGUGCCCCGGCCGAUCAGCCUGCACAGCCAUCCCAGAGAGUGGGGAGGUGGUGUGCACACACUGCCCCCCUGGCCAGAGAGGACGUCGCUGUGAGAGCUGUGAAGAUGGCUAUUUUGGGGAUCCUCUGGGAUUCUCUGGAGCCUCCCAGCCCUGCCGCCAGUGCCAGUGCAGUGGGAAUGUGGAUCUCAAUGCUGUUGGCAACUGUGAUCCUCGUUCCGGCCACUGUUUGCGCUGCUUGUACAACACCACAGGCGCCCACUGCGAGCACUGUCAGGAUGGUUUCUACGGGAGCGCCUUGGCCACCAGGCCUGAGGACAAGUGUGCACCCUGCAGCUGUGACCUGAGGGGCUCAGUCAGUGAGAAGAUAACCUGCAAUCCAGUGACCGGCCAGUGUGCCUGCCUGCCUCACGUUACGGGGAGGGACUGCAGCCGCUGCAGCCCUGGCUUCUACAAUCUCAAGUCUGGAAGGGGCUGCCAGAGCUGUAACUGCCACCCGCUCGGCUCCUUGGAAAACAAGUGUCACCCCAAGACUGGCCAGUGCCCCUGCCGCCCCGGCGUCACAGGCCAGUCCUGUGACAGAUGCCAGCUGGGUUUCUUUGGCUUCUCCAUCAAGGGCUGCCGAGACUGUAGGUGUUCUCCGCUGGGCGCUGCUUCACCUCAGUGCCACGAGAACAGCACGUGUGUGUGCAGGCCCGGCUUCGUGGGCUACAAGUGUGAGCGCUGCCAGGACAAUUUCUUCCUCGUGGAUGGUGACACAGGGUGCCAGGAGUGUCCCACCUGCUACGGUCUGGUGAAGGAGGAGGCAGCCAAGCUGAAGGCCAGGCUGAUGCUGAUGGAGGGGUGGCUGCAAGGGUCUGACUGUGGCAGCCCCUGGGGACCACUAGACGUUCUUCAGGGAGAAGCGCCUCGAGGGGAUGUCUACCAAGGUCACCACCUACUUCAAGAGGCCCGGGAAACCUUCCUGGAGCAGAUGGUGGACCUGGAAGGUGCCAUGAAGGCCACAUGGAAGCAGUUGCAGGUGCUGAGAGGAAGCGUCCGCUGUGACCAGCCUGGAGCUCAGAAGGCCUGCGCCCAGCUGACGGAGCUAGGGGACACAUUGUGGUCCUCAGAGGAGGGGGUCCUGCGUGCAGCCUCAGCUCUUCCGUUUCUGGUGAAUCUUCAGGAAGGAUCCAGCCCACCCGCCAAUUGGAGCCAUCUGGCAUCAGAGGCCCACAUCCUUGCCAGGAGCCACCAGGACACAGCCACCAAGAUCGAAGCUGCUGCACAGAGGGCCCUGCUCGCCUCCAACACCAGCCAUGAGCACCUGUGGGAUCUGCUGAGAGGGAAGGAGGCCUUGGUGGCCCGGCGGGAACUGGAGGACAGGUACCAGGAGGUGCAGGCAGCCCAGACUGCCCUGGGCACAGCUGUGGCAGAGGUGUUGCCCAAAGCUGAGAGGGCACUGACCACUGUGAAGCAAGUCAUUGGUGAUGCUGCCCCACAUCUGGGCUUGCUGGUCACCCCUGGAACAAUGAAGAUCUGGUUCUCAGCCCUACCUGAACAACCGACAAUCUCCCCGCAGCCUCAGAACUCCCAAACCAGGCGUCUGGACUGGAAAGUGAAGGCCCUGGAACAGAAGCUGGCUCAGAAGGAGCGCCAGGCCAUCCAGGCUGAAGGAGCCCUGCAGGUGGAGGCUGGGGCAGCCCUAAAGAAGAUGGAGUCCUUCAUGCAGCUACGCAACAAGACCACAGCUGCCCUGACGCAGGCUUCCUCAGCUGUCCAAGCUGCCACACUGACUGUCAUAGGAGCCGAGACUCUGCUAGCUGACCUCGAGGGAGUGAAGCUGAGGUUUCCUCUGCCCAAGGAGCAGGCAGCACUGAAGAGGAGAGCAGGCAACAUCCGGGCCAGACUCCUGGAAGAGUCGAAGAGGAAGACCAGGCAGGCAGAGAGGAUGCUGGGAAAUGCUGCCGCUCUCUCCUCCAGCACCAAGAAGAAAAGCAAAGAGGCAGAACUGAUGGCCAAGGAGAAUGCCAAGCUUGCGAAAGCUUUGCUGAGGGAGGGGAAGCAGAGGCACCGUCGUGCCAGCCGACUGGCCAGCCAGACCCAGGCCACACUCCGCCAGGCCUCUCGGCUAGUACUCACAUCAGAAGCGCGCAAGCAGGAGCUGGAGGAGGCUAAGCAGGUGGUCUCUGGGCUGAGCACCGUGGAGCGCCAGAUCCAAGAAUCUCGAGGGUCUUUGGUGAAGGACAUCCAGGUUCUGUCAGAGCUGCUCGCCAAGCUGGGGUCCCUGGAUGCCCACCGAGCUCCUGCUCAGACCCUGAAUGAGACCCAGAGGGCACUGGAGAGCUUGAGGUUGCAACUGGGCUCACAGGGAGCCCUGCAUCACAAGCUGAGACGGCUGGAGCAAGAGUCUGCUCGGCAGGAGCUGCAGAUCGAGAGCUUUGAGAGUGACCUCGCUGAGAUCCGCGCUGACAAGCACAACUUGGAGACCAUUCUGAGCAGCCUACCAGAGCACUGUGCCAGCUAGACCCUGUCACCCCCUCCCCACCUUGCUGUUACCUGCCCACUCCCCAUAGGUGUCCCAGGUCUGCCUGCUGUGUGUGCAUGUGAAUGACCACACUCCCUUGCUGGUAUGUCCUGAUCCUCUUCAGUGUGAGUGGCAGGAGAGAGUACAUGCUCAUCCACAGGUGGCCCUGUGUGUGGCCCUGCACACGCAUCAACACCCCCCUCAGUGUGUGCUCCCUGCACACGCAUCAACACCCCCCUCAGUGUGCUCCCUGCACACACAUCAGCACACACCCCCUCUCAGUGUGUGCUCCCUGCACACGCAUCAGCACACACCCCCUCAGUGUGUGCUCCCUGCACACGCAUCAGCACCCCCCCUCAGUGUGUGCUCACUACACACGCAUCAGCACCCCCCCUCAGUGUGUGCUCCCUGCACACGCAUCAGCACACACCCCCACAGUGUGUGCUCCCUGCACACGCAUCAACACCCCCCUCAGUGUGUGCUCACUGCACACGCAUCAGCACACCCCCCUCAGUGUGUGCUCACUGCACACACAUCAGCACCCCCCCUAGUGUGUGCUCCCUGCACACUCAUCAGCACACCCCCCUCAGUGUGUGCUCACUGCACACACAUCAGCACCCCCCUCAGUGUGUGCUCCCUGCACACACAUCAGCACACCCCCCUCCAGUGUGUGCUCCCUGCACACGCAUCAGCACACCCCGUGUGUGCUCCCUGCACACGCAUCAGCACACCCCCCUCAGUGUGUGCUCCCUGCACACGCAUCAUCACAUCCCCCUCAGUGUGUGCUCCCUGCACAUGCAUCAGCACACACCUCCUCAGUGUGUGCUCCCUGCACACGCAUCAGCACACACCCCUCAGCAUCAGUAAGAGGCAUGUCGUUUACGUGUAUGUGUAAUGCACUUGUGUGUUCAGAACCAUCUGUGCAUAAACACACAUGACAGUCCGGAGCUGUCAAGAGGCAGCUAUGAGCUUGGAUGCAUCCUGGGUGAGCCCUGUUAUGAGAAAUCCUAUGACAUAUCUACAGCCCUCCCUCCAGAGAGUAGAACUCAAACAGCAGUGGCACCUCCAAGGCUGAGAAGUUAUCCACAGAGACCCAUACCCAUGGUCACAGAGCUGGCCCUGGGCCUACUGUGCUCCCAUAUCGCCCACUGGUCACGGUCAUGGGCAACUCUGAGAAUUGAGGUGCCAGGCAGAUCAAGAAAGGCCAGGAUUCUAAUGAUCCUCAGAAAUGUCAUCCAAGGUCGUGGUGUGGCUUGGGAGGCCCACAGGGCAAGGCACAGAUGUUAUUGUCUUUUGUGGACUCGUUCCCCCAGGGAUCUGGGUCUGCAGCAGUCUCAUUGAGGGAAGUGCCAACCCGGACCCAUCCUCCUCAGUCCUCUGAUCUACCUGAAGAACCAGGUUCUUCAGGGGCUGGGUCAUGAGGCCUCAAAUAGGCACUAGGAAUGGCCCUUGGUGCCCUGUUGACCUGGUUAGCCUUUGAUUGACUUUUCUCAAACCGGUCUUGUGGCCCCACCUACCAUGAAGGAUGCCACAGGGGUGUGGAAGCCUGGAUGUCAUUCUAGGCCUGCUGCCCAUGGCUGCCUCCACCCAGGAACCCCUGGCAUUUCUUCCUGAUGUUCCCCAUCUUUUUCUGGGCCCUCUCUUAGUACACAGCAGGGCCUAGGCCCUGGGAUAAGAGUCAUGUUUGCCAGCACCGCCCCUUCCCCAGGUCCCAGAGGAACUGAUGGUGAUGUGAACCAACUCUGAUUAUGAGAAAAUAAAGGACC
Molecule: messenger RNA, 6598 nt
Organism: Microtus oregoni (creeping vole)
Lineage: Eukaryota; Metazoa; Chordata; Mammalia; Rodentia; Cricetidae
Gene: Lamc3
Product: laminin subunit gamma 3
Exons: 28
Coding region: 24-4832 (1602 amino acids)
Source: RefSeq, a predicted model, not a curated record